Molecule: messenger RNA, 1701 nt
Organism: Artibeus jamaicensis (Jamaican fruit-eating bat)
Lineage: Eukaryota; Metazoa; Chordata; Mammalia; Chiroptera; Phyllostomidae
Gene: TSGA10IP
Product: testis specific 10 interacting protein
Exons: 8
Coding region: 1-1686 (561 amino acids)
Biological process (GO): cilium organization
Cellular component (GO): ciliary basal body; photoreceptor connecting cilium; cilium
Source: RefSeq, a predicted model, not a curated record
AUGGGGGUGGGGGUGGGGCAGGACACCAAUAUGCUAAACACCCACCAACAGUUGGUCAGGACCAGGUCGAGGAGACCAGGGCAGGAACCCCGGCUCCAGGCUCCAGGGACAGCUCCGGGGCUCCUCAAGCUUCUCUCGGGCACCCCCCGGGCUGAGCAGGGGAGGCUUGGGAGUGGUGACAGUGUAACUCAGGACCAGCUGCAGCGAUCUCAGAGCGCAGGGCAGACAGUGAAGAAAGACCGGACCUCCAGGACCCGGAACAAGAAAGGGCACAGCUCUGCUGAGGUUGAGGAUCUCUUCCCCUGUCCUCGGAAACCCUCAUUCCCUUUCCAGUGGGCCUGGGAGAGCAUCGCCAGAAAUGGCCGAGCUACGCUUCAGCCUGGCUCCCCCUCGGCCCCUGGCCAGCAUGCCCUGCCCUUGGCAUUUGCAUCCCCCAAGCACAAGUCCAGCUGUAAGUCCACUGCCAACCUCCUAGAGGCUCAUGGCUUAUUCUGGAAGAUGAAGACUCGAAACCUGGAGGGAAGUCAGCAGCUCAGGACCUGGAGCUGCGUCUCUAUCCCUUCUGGCCAAGAGGAGGGCCAGGAGCUGGAGCUGCCCCAUGAGUGUGGCCUCCAGCCACCUGGGAAGAGGUCAGGAUCCGGAUCGGAGUCGGAGGAGGCUGCUGAGCCAGAAGCCCCCAGUGCUGAGGAGGCUGAGAGGGAUCUGAGCUCUGGGGAACUGCCCCAGCUCCCCAGGAAAGGGUCGGUCCCCAAAGAGAAAUGGUUUGCAGAAGCAACGGAAGAGGGGGAGGAAGAAGAGCACAGGGCCCCCCACAGAAGGAGGGCGGGGGCUCGGAGAAAGGGGUGGAAUUCCUGCGAGGAGGCCUCCGAGGAGGGGGAGCUGCAAUGCCAAGGGAGCAGUGCCAGCUCCAGCCCCUCUCAAGGACCACGGAGGAGGAAGGCAAGGGCCCCGAAGCUGGAGGGGACGUGGGACCUGGAAAAGCUGCAGCAGCAAUUACAGCAAGACUUGGACUGUGGGGUAGGUCCCAGAAAGCACCCCUUGAAGGCUUUGCCGGCUGCUGUCCAGGCCUCCAACAGGAGCGGGAGGGCCUGUGCCUCCGGAGAUGAGGAGACCCUCCUAUUUGUCAACCUUCCUAACCGUACCUUCCACAAACGACAGGAGGCCACCAGGAGCCUGCUGCAGGCCUGGGAGCGGCAGCAGCAGGAGGAGCGGCAGCAGGCAGAGCUGCGGCGGGCCCGGGAGCAGCGGGUCCAGCAGCAGGUGGCCCACUGCCUGGCGGCCUAUGCACCCAGAGGGAGUCGAGGGCCGGGGGCCGCCCGGCAGAAACUGGAAGAGCUGAGGCGCCAGGAGCGAGAACGCUUUGUUGAGUACCAGGCUGAGCUGCAGGGCAUCCAGCACAGGGUGCAAGCCCGGCCCUACCUGUUCCAGCAGGCCAUGCAGGCCAACGCCCGGCUCACCGUGACCCGGCGUUUCUCCCAGGUGCUGUCAGCCCUGGGGCUGGAUGAGAAACAGCUGCUGGCCGAGACAAGCAAGGGCCCCUCCAGGAAACCCAGGAGGCACAGGUCAACAGAGAGAGCGGAGCGCUCUUCUCAAAGCCCCCCAAGUAAAGAACCCGUCGGCAGCCAGCCUGAGAGGCAGUCCACCCCAAGCCCAGACUGGAAAUUCAGUACCUUAGAUAAAAAUUAAAGGCUUUAUGAAAAA